This is a messenger RNA of Penaeus chinensis, 525 nucleotides long. Its product is annotated as acanthoscurrin-1-like. Bases 1 to 525 code for a protein of 174 amino acids. The transcript has 3 exons. The record is from RefSeq and is a predicted model, not a curated record. Lineage: Eukaryota; Metazoa; Arthropoda; Malacostraca; Decapoda; Penaeidae.
AUGGUAGAAAAUACUCAUCCCUUUGUCGGCCAAACGCUAACAACCAUGAUGCAUCGUGGCCUCCUGAUAACAGUAGCCUUCGUGGCGACGGUGUAUGUGGCCGUGGCUGACAGUGGAUAUGGUGGACGCGGAGGCGGAAGAUUUGGAGGCGGAAACGGAGGUGGAUUCGGUGGAGGAAACGGAGGUGGAAAUGGCGGUGCCGGAGGUUAUGGGGCUAAUGGCGGAGGCGGAGUGGGAGGAGGCAGCGUGGCUCCAGGAAUCUUCCUCGGAAGCGGAAGCCUCCCAAGUGCUGGUGGCUCAGGAGGUGCUGGUGGUUUCGGUGCAGGUAGUGGCGGUUUUGGCGGUGGAAAUGGCGGUUUUGGCGGAGGAAAUGGCGUUUUUGGUGGUGUGAGUGGCGGUUUCGGCGCAGGUAAUGGCGGCUUUGGCGGUGGAAAUGGCGGCUUUGGCGGUGGAAAUGGCGGAUUUGGCGGUGGAAAUGGCGGUGGCAAUGGUGGCAGCGCUGGUGGCAGUUAUGGAAGGAAAUGA